Messenger RNA from Oppia nitens, 2823 nucleotides. Its product is annotated as nuclear pore complex protein Nup93-like. The coding region runs from base 121 to 2763 and encodes 880 amino acids. Gene Ontology annotation, molecular function: structural constituent of nuclear pore. Lineage: Eukaryota; Metazoa; Arthropoda; Arachnida; Sarcoptiformes; Oppiidae. Gene Ontology annotation, cellular component: nuclear pore. The transcript is spliced from 5 exons. The record is from RefSeq and is a predicted model, not a curated record. Gene Ontology annotation, biological process: poly(A)+ mRNA export from nucleus; protein import into nucleus.
GAUGUCACUUUAGAUAUGAAUUCAAGUCAUGCUUUGAUUGUCAGACGCUUUCAAUUGAUUUUUAAAAAACAAAUUGAUUUGACUCUUGAGGUAAACGUUUGGAUGACUUGUUGACCAGCGAUGGAGUCAAUGGACACGGAUUUUGGUGACCUUUUGCACAAAGCCGAGCAAUUGACAGCUGAUAUCGAUGGCGAGUCUGAAUUGCCGAGAAUUGAGAGGAAUUUGCGGCAAUUGUUAGACGCCGGCGAACAGUUGUGGUCGCGGACCAGCACUGCUGACACCCGACAGACCAACGAUGUGAGAGCUUCGGUACUCUUGGGAUCCAAAGGUUAUGACUUACAGAAGGUUAGUCAACAAUUGGAUUCAUUGAGUGCAUCGAAAAAGUUGACACCAAUUGAAGCGAUCGCUGAAACCGAUAUCAAGGGUUUCUUGAAGAGUGAAAGAGAGAAUGCAAUCAUAAAGAUUAUUGAAGACAUCCGUAAGUCAACCAUCGAAAAGGCAGACAAACUGUAUAUGGAAUCACUUCAGAGGGAGUGGGAAGAAGAGAAGCACAAGAUUUUGAACGCUUUGGUUGGUCCUGAAGAGGACAUCACUGACUUUAGUUCCAGUUUUGAUAUCACUAGCAUUCGCUCUCAGACAAUAUCAUCGACACCAACACAUAGAACUCGUCUUUAUUUUGAGCCAACACUGAUCGACACGUCGACCAUCACAUCAAUGAAUGGCACAGAAAUUGCUUUUGCCAAAGAAGUGAUCAAAUAUGUGGACAAAACUAUUUUUGGAAGCAUUCGCUCUAAUCUCGCCAAUACUUUCUUAGAAAAGGUGGCCAAAGAAACAAUCGGCGAAUCACUAAUCAUUGAUUUGUGGGAAAUGGUAUCCACUUUGAUAUCCAGUGAUAUACCUGUUGCCGCAGAUUGUGAACCACUUGUAAAUAGAUGUGAUCCUAAAGUGAAUGCAUUUUUAAUAAGACAAUCAAAACUAUUUCUUCAGCAAAAAUUUGUUCAAUCAAUUCAAUCUAUUGUCAAUCCAACGAUUGUUAUGUCGACUUCUUUAAGCGCUUCUAUGUUGUAUAAACUGAUUAAAGAUUAUUUAAUUAUCAAAACACCAUAUCUGACCAAUUCGUCACUUAAUGUAUCGUUUGGUACGACACAUAUAUCUAACACAUAUGAAGAUGGAUUAGUAGAUGGAAUACCAAUUUGGUGUUUUAUUUGGUACUGUCUUAGAGCUGGUUCUAUUGAUGCAGCAAUUGAAGUGGCAAUUAAGGGACCCGUUUGGAUAAUCAAUGAUUUUAUAUCUGUAUUACGAGAAUAUAAGCAAAGCGAAGACAAACGAUUGAGUCAGAAAUCGGAAAAUCAAAUCAAGUUGUUGUAUAAGAAGACUAUUCGCUUGAGUACAGACGUGUACAAGAAGACUGUGUUUGCAAUGCUAGGCUCGUGUGGAAUAUCUGAGUUUCCAUCAGAAGUAUUAGAUAAAGUCGAUGACUACUUAUGGCUUAGAUUGAGUCAAAUUCAGAUUCAUGACAAAGAUUCUGAUUCCAGUGAACACUCAAUUCUAUCAAAUACUUCUUCACCAUUGAUUACAUCCGACAAAUUGACUUUUAAUAAGCUUAAGCAACAGAUUAGUGAAGAAUAUGGAGAAAUGUAUUUCAACGCCAAAGACCAACCUUUUAUGUAUUUUAAAGCAUUAUUUCUUACCAAUCAAUUUGAAGCCGCCAUUGAAUUUCUCUUCAGAAUCGAUACUUAUAGAAGUCAUGCCAUUCAUAUAGCCAUAGCUUUGAAUGAAUUGCAUCUAUUGAUAGUACCACACCUUCACCUUAAAGUACCCAUUAUUUCAAAGCACGCAAACGAUCCUCUAAGCGUCCAAAGACUUAAUUUCGCAAAACUCAUAUCAAUAUAUACUCGAAAAUUUGAGGCAAACAAUGCUAUUGAAGCCAUUUAUUACUUUUAUUUAUUGCGAAAUAUUAAAACAACUUCAGGAGACAACUUAUUUACGACAACUGUCUCUAAGCUCGUGAGGGAAACUAAAAAUUAUGACACACUUCUGGGAUAUAUUAGUGAUGAUGGCUGUCGUAUAACCGGAACUAUUGCUAAAUUCAAUAAUGAUGUCAACGCUAUCAUAGAUAAGGUGGCCAUUGAUUUGGAAAAUGAAGGCGCUUUUGAAGACGCUGUCAAACUAUAUGAUUUAAACGGCAAACAUAAUAAAGUUCUUCAGCUUUUGAACAAAUUGCUCAGUCCUUUGAUAGCUGAACGCAAAGUAGUUGAUUCUAAGAGGACUCGUUUAGAGACAUUGGCUUUAAAAUUGGCCGAAAGAUAUUGUAGUAAAGAAAACAACGCCUCACCAGAAGUGGCGCAAACUUUUUAUCUUUUGAUUGAUUUAAUGACAUUCUUUGAUUACUAUCACAAUCAGCAAUAUAAUGAUGCACUCGAUACUAUAAUUAAGCUAAAAAUACUUCCAUUUGAAAGUUCGGACAUUGAAAUGAAAGUCAAUCAAUUCAGUAGAUAUUCUGAAGAAGUUCGCAGAAAUAUUGCCGACAUUUUGUUGGCCACAAUGAAUAUAUUGUAUCCGAAAUACAAGGAAUUAAAAUCUUCAACGCCACGAACUGUCAAUAGAUUUGGAAUAAUAGGUGAAAUCGAUAACAAAGAACAGUUAUGCACCGAAAUUCGCCAAAAGGCCAGAGCAUUGAUAACCUACGCGGGAAUGAUUCCCUACCGAAUGCCCGGCGACUCCAAUGCACGACUCGUUCAGCUCGAAGUCUUAAUGAACUAAUCAUUUGUUUAUCAUUAUAAAUGGUUACUCUAAUCAUCUGUUUAUUAAUUAUAUUAAAUU